Molecule: messenger RNA, 2660 nt
Organism: Prorocentrum cordatum
Lineage: Eukaryota; Dinophyceae; Prorocentrales; Prorocentraceae
Source: the annotation of a GenBank genome assembly
CCACCCCCCCUUUUGGGGACGUCCAGCGGCGCGCCCUCGUUAAGUGAAGAGUCAACAAAAUAGUCUGGGGACGAUUGUUCUACCAUGUUCGACCAUGUGGGAACAUCCAAAAAUCCGCCUGUAGGGGGACAUGCCCGACCUAAAGGUACUGGCAGACGUCAACACAAGUUUCUGGAGAUCCGCGCGGAUGCCGUGGGUCUGCGCUGCGCCCCCCGCCCCUGGCGCGCGCGAAGCGCGCCGGGGGCGGCGCCGGAGGCACCGCCAGAGGCCUGCAGCGCCGAUCCCAAGAAGUCAUCGCGGACCUCCGAAGCUUCACGUUUACAUGCCAGCGCUUGCUUCAGGAGAGGGAAGAACAACCACACAGACACAAUGCAUCGUCGACUCCCGGGAAAAUACGGGAGGUUGUGGGGAGAGGUUGGUGGGGGGACGACGAACACCCAGAACAUGUGCGGGAACAUAUGGGGGAUCCUGGGAUUUGUCUGUGUGUGUGUGUUUCGUUGUGCGUGUGUCCUUGGGCCCCUUCGCUGUUGCUGGAGAGGAGGAGGCCGCGUCGCUGCUGGCGGGCCCACGGGCGCCCGAGCUGCUGCGCGCCAGGAGCCUCCGCGGCAUGACGCCGCUGAUGCUGGUCGGCGCCGGCGCCUGCUCUCCAGGGCUCGCCGAGAGGAUGCUGGCCCUCGGGGCGGAGGCGGCCGGAGUCUCCCUGCGCAGCCACAAGGGCCGCACGGCGGCGGACUACGCGGAGCUGCACGGUCGCCCGGAGCUGGCGCUGCGGCUGCGGGCGCUCAUGGCGCAGAGGCUCGCCGAGGGUGGUCGGGCGUUGUGUGGCGUGUGCGGGGUGGAGGUGGCUCGGCGCCCGAAGCUCCACGAGGUCGUUGCACGCUGCAGCAGCGGCGAGGAGCGGAAUGCGCUGCUGGUGGACUUCUGCACCACCCGCUGCGGCGUCGUCUCGACCCUGCUGCACCCGCACUUCCACCCGCUCAACGACGAUGAGAAGCUGCGCAAGAAGUUGACCCAGUCGCUGGGCGUGCUGCAGGCGCUUGAGCAGCUCGUCCCUGACCUGGACGGCUGGCAUGUGAUCGAUUUAUGUAGCGGGAAGUCUCUGACGUCGACGUUGGUCGCUCUUCAGCAUCCCACCGUCACGGUGACCGCGGUGGACCGCUUGUCCCAGGCGCACUUACCGCAUUGGACAGAGGCGGGACUUGAUAAUGCAUUGUACAAGCGCCUUGAUGUUAUGGCGGAAGACUUCAUGGACCAGCUCGCAAACACUGUGGCCGCGUCGGGCAGGCCGGUGGCGGUACUUGGAAUGCACUUAUGCGGAAGUUUGAGCGAGCGGGCCGUGGAGGUGUUUCAAACAAUGCCGCUGGUACGCGCUUGCAUCCUAUCACCCUGUUGCCUGCCGCCGCUGCACAAAGCGCCUCCAUCUGUGGCGCCGCUAUACCGUACCGGCGCGCAGGACGACGAGCAAUACCACGCUUGGUGCGCUCACCUGGAGCGAUCGCUGGGCGCAGGGAAUGGGGUAAUCGGAAGACGCAAUGAAUAGGGGUGGAUAUCUUGGGGGGGUUUUGUUCGCACUCGGUCUCCAGCAUGGUCGGGUAGCCAAGACAGCGGAGCCGAGGGAUGCGCGCAGUGCUUUGCCCAGGGUAGACACUCUUGUUGCUGCCCCCAAGGUGAGUGUCGCCAGCCGCCAAAUCGAGGAGAUGCUAACGAUCAAGUCUACAGUGCUGAGUGCCUCCAAGCCACCCCUCAGCCCGGCGGAGGCUGCAGAGGCAGCGGCCGCCGCCGCGGCGGCCGCAGCACGCAGCGUUCUGCCUGCGCGCCUCUUCGUACGGCUGCUGUUCGGCACCGACCAGCAGCUGCAGUGCCACGGGGAGUACACGCUGGAGGCCUCAGACAGUGAGCAGCCCGUCUGGCGGCACGUCGGCGAGGAUCGGUCGAUCCACCUUGGCGCCGACGGGCUCUGGCGCAUCAGUGACAGCAGCGGCGAGCACUUUGCGCAGCACCCCGCAGCGGUGGGGGCGUCUGCGCGCGGCCCCGACACGCUCCCGCACGAGCAGCUGGGGGCGUGGGAGAGGCGCGACGCAAAGAAGCGGCGGUGGCUGACGGACGGCGCCCUCGCUGUGACGCUGACGGAGAGGCGGAGGAAGCUUUCCAGCAGCCCGCCGCGGCGGGGUCGGAGUCGGCAAAAACGCGGUCGCCUGCACGGGCACAAGCGCGCGCUCGGUUCGGCGGCUGCGUUGCACGGGUGUCGCACGUGGUGUCCCACCUGAUCCUCCAGAUCCUCCUCUCUCUCUCUCUCUCUCUCUCCCUCCCCCAUCCCACAUGCCUACGAAUGCUUCCCCUCGUCGUACCACACGACGCGUCGGCAGGGCCGUCCUCCUGAGACUUCCCCGCAGCGUACGAUUCUAGACGUGGCGAGUCCAACCUCAACACAGAUAGAUGGAGCACUGGUCGUUGUUUCACCAUGUGUCUUUCAUGUCAGCGACGCGCUCAUUCGCCAUACAAGCACCCAGCACGUGUGUGGCGCAAGCGCAGUCCGUUUCUAUGGUUCUCGCAUCAGAGCCGCCCACAUUCGUCCCAUCAUGCGCCAACCGUCAAACGGAUGGAGUGCGGAUGGUUCACCCAAUAUUGCUCUCGAUUUCGCGCUGCGCCUCGUUCUUUGC